Messenger RNA from Oryza sativa Japonica Group (Japanese rice), 1232 nucleotides. RefSeq names its product probable E3 ubiquitin-protein ligase RHY1A. Gene Ontology annotation, cellular component: cytoplasm. Gene Ontology annotation, biological process: protein ubiquitination. Lineage: Eukaryota; Viridiplantae; Streptophyta; Magnoliopsida; Poales; Poaceae. The record is from RefSeq and is a predicted model, not a curated record. Gene Ontology annotation, molecular function: ubiquitin protein ligase activity.
CCCCACGUCACGUCGUCGUCGUCUUUCUCGUCGCCGUCGCGGAAUUUCCUCCGCCAUCGCGCGCCCUCGGUAUAAAUCGCCGGGAGAAAUUUCUCCGAGCUCUCUCCCACCCACCAACCCCCCAUCGAGGAGACGACGACGAGGAGGAGAUGCUUCCGGGGGUGGAGCUGGCGAGGCGGCGGCGGGUGCACUACCACGGCGACGGGGCGGCGGCGGGGGCAGGGUUUGGGGAGCACCACCACGGGCACUACAACUACUUCCACCAGCAGCACCACCGUCAGGCGGUGGCGAGCGCGGAGGCGGGGGCGGGCGCAGGGGGCGAGGUGAGCCCCGCGGUGGCGGCGCGCAUCCGGCUCGAGGAGAAGCUGCGGGGCGCCGCGGCCGCGCCCUCGUCGUCUCUCUCGAGGUGGGGCAGGCGAUUUCGCGAACGAGAUGGGAGCACAACCUCCAGACAACAGAACAACCAGCAAGAGCAGCAGAUUCAGCUGCCCACUGAACCCAGGCCUACUCCCAAACAUUCGAUGACCAUGCUGGAGGCGCCAUCAACAAGAAAAGCCCCCCGCCGCGAGAUGAGGAGGACACUUUCCAAGGCCGAUCUCUGCGCUGUGUGCCUCGACGAAGUGCGGGAGCGACACCAGCGGGUCACCAGGCUACCCUGCUCCCACAAGUACCACUCGGAGUGCGUCCUCCCCUGGCUGGCCAUCCAACCAGACUGCCCCUGCUGCAGGACGCAGGUCCCUUCGGUGGACUCCCUCUUUGUAGCUUGAUCAGCUUGCUGGAAGAUUUGGCAUCUUCUUCCUCUGCACAGUUUCCGAAAGAAAGGAACAAAAAGAAAGGGUUUUCAUUGUCUUCAGCAGAACAUGAACUGACAUAGACACCAUGACAAAGUUUUGUUCUUCAGUUUUCUCUUCUUUUAGGUUCUGUGAUAUUGUGUGUUUUAUCCCGGUUUGUUUAUAUGGGCUGCGGGAGCUGAAAUAUGUUGGGAAGUUUGUUGUAGGGGAUUGGUGAUAAAAUGCAAUUGCAAAUGAUAUGGUUUUGAAAAAAAAAGGUAUUGUUUCUUUUUUCCAACUUUAAGGGAAAGAUGGGUCCGGACAACUGACACAUCUGAAUGUAUUUUUUUGGUGUACUUGAGACUAUGCAGCCUGGGCUUGGUCUGUAGUUGGUCAUCUGGUUAUGGCUUGGUCUGUAGUCACACUUGUGGCAACUGACAAGAUUCCUUGUUCAUCAUGCAA